CUAUGUCGUGGUAAAUAAUAGCUAGCUGCCGCACGCCUCUGGCUGGCCCCCCUCGCCGGCAUCCGCUCCGCUGCAUCGCGGAAAUCGAAUUCCAAUUUGAAUCCCUGUGCCUCAUCGCACAGACACGCGCUCGCACGACAGCAUCGAAACGGGGGUGGGAAGGUGAUGCAGCAGAAGACGGCGGAGGUGGCCAUGGAGGAGGAGGAGGCGUCUGUAGGGCCGGAGCUAGGGUUCUGGCUGGCGGCGCGGCGGCGGCUGGCCCCCGACGACCCCUUCUUCGCCGCGGGGGACCUCGAGCGCGAGCUCCUCGCCAAGCACGUUGCCCUGGAUCUAUCGGAAGAUGACCGGAGCCAGCUUCAGAAGAUGGAAGUAGCCGGCGCGUGCACUGUGUUUUGCCCAAUCGCUGGUUGUGGUGCCCAUCUAGAUUGCUUGGAGGACUUCGAGGACCACUAUAUGACUCGACAUACUGCUUCAUGCUCUGUAUGUUCGAGAGUUUAUCCAACUUCAAGGUUAUUGAGCAUUCAUGUUUCUGAGGCGCACGACUCAUAUUUCGAAGCAAAAGUUGCCCGUGGUUUUCCAAUGUAUGAGUGUUUGGUGGAGGGUUGUGGGGUGAAGUUGAAGACUUACAAAAGUCGGCAGCAGCACCUUGUUGAUAAGCAUCAAUUUCCCAAGUCAUUUGAGUUCUUCAAAAAGACACGGCCCUCCCAGCGCCAGCGGCAGAAGUCACAGAGGAGGCAAACUGCUCGCAAGGGAGAAGAGACAAGGGACAAUUCAAUGGAUGUCAAUGGAAAAGGCACAAGGCAAACGAAUUGGAGAUAUCGACCCAAGCAACAUGAUCAUAAAGAGUCAAAAGAAAAUGAACAUCAGCAUAAGGAGGCCAAGGAAAAUGAAAUGGAGGUUGACAAGAAGAUUGAAGAGCUCACUUCUGCUGUUUCAAAAUUGAGCACAUCGGAUUGUACACCUGCAAGGGUAACCUUUGGCCACCGUCAUUCUCGCGGUCUUACAUUUGUUCCAAGGUCAAUCAAGCAGAACAAGCAGGUCCCCAAGCCUGAAGCAAAAUAACUAACACUGUCAUUUGGUCUUUUGAUGGUUGCUGAACCUUGCUAUGUGCUACUAAUUUUGUUUCGAUGCUUGAUCUAGAAUGUUGUUCUGUACGUGUACUCUCAGGUAUUCACUAAUAUUCUUGGAUCACAAAGCAUAUGUUUUCUUGGCUGUUACAAA
Phragmites australis (common reed) is the source of this 1221-nucleotide messenger RNA. RefSeq lists its product as uncharacterized. NCBI's taxonomy places the organism in Eukaryota, Viridiplantae, Streptophyta, Magnoliopsida, Poales, Poaceae. Bases 166 to 1062 code for a protein of 298 amino acids. The transcript is spliced from 4 exons. The record is from RefSeq and is a predicted model, not a curated record.